AUGAAAGGACAAGUCCACCAUCACGUCCUACUGAUGCUACUUUGUAUGAUGACAAUCAGUUUAUCACUAACUUUUUCUUUCUUUUUCGCUUCUCAACAAAAACGAACUUUUAACAAAUUAUUGAUUGGAAAUCAUCGAUGCAAUCAAUAUGCAAGUUAUGGAUUUGCUCCUAUUUUGGUUCCGAAUGCAGAACCUUUUCCAUACAUUCCGGACUCGUAUAUGGCCACUUGUAAAAUUGAAAAUUUAUGUUUGACUUCGAAAGGUGAAUUCGUGUUGUUUGAACCUAGUGAGAGAAUUGGACCUAAUGUCGAUAUGUUAAAUUCGAAACCUUGGGUCUAUGUUCAGGGAUCCACUGUUCAUUCGGAGAGAGGCUAUUUGUACAUGAAACUAAUCGAUGGAGAUUUAAUGUUGCAAUAUGAGGGUAAAGAUGUUAAAAGUGCCUAUGUGGUACGGUCCUCUAUGACAACCAAAGAUUUUAAAUUGUACAAGAAACCAGUCUAUGCUUUGAAACGAUACCACGCCGCAAAUCGAACACACUUAUUAUCAGAAACACUUCCAAUGAUUAUGGGAUUAAUGACAAAUUUUAGAGCUGACAGCAGUCAACAAACUCGCUUGGAAAAUAAUCACAUUCUCUUUCUCGACAAUUUAUAUGACACGACAAAGAGAAACUCCAAUUGGCUUGGAACAUUUCAUCAACCAGUGGAAAUUGCAAAUAGAGAAUCUAUUGCGAGUGCCAGCUUAAUAAGCAUCAAUCCAAUUCUAGAAUUGUGCUUUAAAGAUGGAGUUUGGAAAGUUGACAAAGCACCAUGUGAAAAUUUCAAAAAUUUUCAACAAAAACCUCCCAUUCCAGCAUUCGAUGUGGCACCUUCACAGACAAACUUUGCAACAACAUUUCCUAACACUCCUAAUAGUAAUGAAGAAUCUGCCUCUACAUCGAAUUCAAUGUCAAACUCAUCUAUUGUUUUACAAGCAUGUUUUUCAAAUAUUCACAUGGGUCAUUCCAUCAGUAAUUUAUUACUUUAUCCAUAUGGCAAAGAAGGUCUGUUCAUGGAACUUCGAGAACUCGUUUACAAGAACUUGAAGAUUUUCCCUUACCAAAGUCAAAAAUUCAAAAAUUCAAAGGAAUUGGAAGCAUUGGAAUUCGAAUAUACCUUGAAGAAACAAAUUGUUAUUGGCAUUGUCAAGUCCAAUCACAAACAAAACAACUCACCAACGACCUCCAUUUCUAAUGUCGACGAAUUAGUUGCAUUUCUUCAACAAUAUUUAUCACAAGAAGUAUUUAUUGGAAAACAAUUACUUUCGAACGCAGGUUACAAAAAAUCUCUACAAAUUCGAGUGUUAAAUUCAGACGAUUCCACAACGGACAUUCCUUCUCUCGUGAAAACCAUCACCGAUGUGGACGUUUUAAUUUCAGAUCCAUUGAGUAGCAUUGCCUAUUUUUCCAUGUUCAUGAGAAGAGAAACUACCAUGUUACUUGCACCAUCUUGCAAUUCAGAAAAUUCGGUCAUGACUUCAAAUGCCUUUUAUCGACUUUUUGCCUUACCCAAUGUUCAAGUGAUGGACAUGAUGGAAUUAUUUGGAGAGAAAUCUUUCACAGUCGUCGUUGAUUCACAAACAACAACAACAAAUGUAAAUCAUUGUCAAAUUGGAAUACCAAAAGAGAAAAUAUUUGCUGCUGUUGUGAAGGCUCUAAGAAAACGUUAUCGAAAAUUAAUGGAAUAG
Naegleria fowleri is the source of this 1722-nucleotide messenger RNA. RefSeq lists its product as uncharacterized. Lineage: Eukaryota; Heterolobosea; Eutetramitea; Acrasida; Naegleriidae. The record is from RefSeq and is a predicted model, not a curated record. The transcript is spliced from 2 exons. The coding region runs from base 1 to 1722 and encodes 573 amino acids.